This is a messenger RNA of Effrenium voratum, 1176 nucleotides long. NCBI's taxonomy places the organism in Eukaryota, Dinophyceae, Suessiales, Symbiodiniaceae. The record is from the annotation of a GenBank genome assembly.
AUGGCGAGCAGCUCUUCCAGCGAGAGGGACAAGAAGGGGAAGAAGGAGAAGAAGGAGAAGAAGGAAAAGAAGGAGAAGAAGGAGAAGAAGGAAAAGAAAGCAAAGAAGUCAAAGAAGAAGGAUCCCGAGAAAGAAAGGAAGCGUGCAGAGCGGGCGGAGUCUUGGAACUGUGAGAGAGGCGACGCGGUUCGACAGAUCGGCACCUUAUUGGAGCUGGACGCUUCAGUGGAAGAAGAGCUGGUGGGGGUUUUUGAGGCCAUUGAUGAAGGGGAGCUUGUGCGGAUUGACGGCCUGCAGAACAAGCAGGCACGGAAGAAGCUGCGGCACCUGCUGCAAGCCUUUCGUCUCACGCAGGAGGAGAACGGUUAUGCCUACCGAAGCUCAGAGCUGAAGGUGUCCUUUUUCUCCAUCUUUCAGGAGUGCCUCACGCGCGCCAAGGAGCACUUCGCGGCCAAGCCUGUGGAAGUCGAGCCAGAGCCAGAGGAACCAGAGCCCGUGGUGGAGGCGUACGAUCCCAGGGCCGGCUACUCCGGCGAGACCGAGGAGCCAGAGCCAGCGGAGCCGGAGGUGCGGCGGCAGGGCCCGCAGCUGCCAGGGGCUACUGUGGGCGCUGCGGCCGAGGAGUCUGGCUCCGAGUCGGGGGAGGAGCGGGGGCCCCGCGGUGAGGGCGAGGAGCGUGCGGGAGUGGACCUGAGGUACGUGGACCCUGUCAAGACGGACAGGGAGGAAUGGAUGACCAUGGCGCCGGGCAGCAUGGCUGGCCUCUUCAUGGACGGUAAUGGCAUGGUCCGCAAGCGGAAGGCGGACGUCUUUGCAGUGCAGCGCAGCAAAGAGGAGCAGGAGGCUUUUGAGAAGGCCUUCAAGCAACGGGGGCCUUCUCUGCUGUCUCAGCAGCAAGAGGGCAACUUUUCAGAUGCCAAAGAGGCGCAGGACAGCGCCCGGAAGGUGAAGAUUGGAACGAGCGCAAUCUGGGGCAUGUCUGAGAAGGAACAGGAGAGGCAAGCUGUCAAGGGGGGCGCGUCACUGGCAGCCAAUCGCAAGGCCUUUGACCCGGAGAAGGACCUGGUGGUUACAAAGCCCAUGACUUCUGAUGAGUUCAGCAAGCUGGUGGAGAACUCCCAGACUGGGCUAUCAGGACGCUUCAGUCGCGGAGGUGUUUCCUCGUCCUUCUUGUGA